AUGUUUGGACCGGCAAAGGGUGGCUAUUUUGGAGUCCACCCGCCGGCUUCUUACCCCGGCGGCGUCUGCCAACCUGCUGCCGGGACCAAAGCUGGCCCCACGGGUGUCUGGUCUGUGGGCGGCCGGACCGACACGAUGUGGAGGCUCCGCUGCAAGGCCAAGGAUGGCACCCAUGUUUUGCAGGGGUUGUCCAGCCGGACCCGGAUGCGGGAACUCCAGGGCCAAAUUGCCGCCAUCACCGGGAUCGCCCCCGGCUGUCAGCGAAUCCUCGUAGGAUACCCGCCCGAGUGCCUGGACCUCAGCAACGGGGAUACCAUUCUGGAGGAUUUGCCCAUUCAGUCAGGCGACAUGCUGAUUGUUGAAGAAGACCAAACCAGGCCCAAAAUGUCACCUGCAUUUACAAAACAUGGUGCUCCUAGUUACAUAAGGGAAACUUUGCCUGUGCUUACCAGAGCGGUGGUCCCAGCAGACAACUCUUGCCUCUUUACCAGUGUGUACUAUGUUGUUGAAGGAGGAGUCUUGAAUCCAGCUUGUGCCCCUGAGAUGAGACAUCUCAUAGCACAAAUUGUAGCAAGCAAUCCAGACUUCUAUAGCAAGGCAAUACUGGGAAAAACAAAUCAAGAGUACUGUGACUGGAUCAAAAGGGAUGAUACUUGGGGUGGAGCUAUUGAGAUAUCCAUUUUGUCUAAGUUUUAUCAAUGCGAAAUAUGUGUGGUGGAUACACAGACAGUACGAAUUGAUCGUUUUGGGGAAGAUGCAGGAUAUACCAAAAGGGUCCUGCUUAUUUAUGAUGGCAUCCACUAUGAUCCGCUUCAGCGUGUCUUCCCCAACCCAGACACCCCUCCUCUGACCAUUUUCUCCUCUAAUGAUGAUAUUGUUCUUGUGCAAGCACUGGAAUUAGCAGAUGAAGCUAGAAGCAAGAGACAAUUUACUGAUGUAAACCGCUUCACCCUGAGAUGCAUGGUAUGUCAGAAGGGAUUAACUGGACACGCAGAAGCAAGGGACCAUGCCAAGGAGACAGGCCAUACCAACUUCGGAGAAGUGUGAUCCAUGCAUAAUGAGGAUUGACGCCUACUACCUCACAGAUCCAGAAGGUUCUGGGUUUUCCAAUAAGCUAUUCGUAACCCUAAAGAACAAAAGGACACAAUGCUUGAACCAUCCUUUUAACCUAAAGCCACUAAGACACUGAAUUCCUUGUUAAAAUUAGUGUGCAAGUUUACAGAUGUGUGUCUACAGUGGUGAUACAUGCCCUCUCUCUGCUGGGGUGACAGAAUAUAGGUGGUCCUUGCUACCUACUGACACUAACCUGAAGAUUGACUUUUAGUAUUAUAAACUAGCACCCAGCAGCAUUAACUUGUAGAAGAAAACAACUUCAUAUUUUGGGUAAUGCGAAAGGCCUCAGGUGAGGCCACUGGGGACAUAAACCACAGUGUCUCCGGUAAUUGAGUUCUUUUAAGAACUGAGUUAAUAGUUUCUAAAUUAUGAAUUGAUUCCUCAAGUGAAGAUACUCAGAAUUGUCAAAACUGAUUCAUAUUGCAACUUGGUAGACUUUAUAAAUGUGUACUUCACCAGUUAAAAGUACAUAAGAAGCAAUUUUUACAGGGUUGAGUCUACUCCUUGAGAAUGUUACCUAACAACGAGAACUGAUAGUGCCCAGUUAAGGAUUUCUUGUGUUAUAAAAGUAGAAUGUAUUAGAGAGGAGGUGCCUGAGCAGAUUACUGAAGCUUUAAAAGACCGUUGGCCUCAUGUUUUGUUUUGUGUUUUUUUUUUGUGAUACGAGGGCCUCUCACUGCUGUGGCCUCUCCCGUUGCGGAGCACAGGCUCCGGACGCGCAGGCUCAGCAGCCAUGGCUCACGGGCCCAGCCGCUCCGCGGCAUGUGGCAUCUUCCCGGACCGGAGCACGAACCCGUGUCCCUUGCAUCGGCAGGCGGACUCUCAACCACUGCGCCACCAGGGAAGCCCGGCCUCGUGUUUUAAUGCAACUCAUUUAUUCAUCUUUGUCGCAUUGGAUAAAACUUUAAAAUUAAGCAGGAUAUUUUUUUUAAUUGUAGUUCCUUGAAAUUUGAAUGCUCUAUUUUUGCCUUUCUACCUAAGAUUUUCCUGGAGGGAUUUGAUUUCCUCAGCCUUUUGUUAAGAGCACUUCCUCCAACUCCUAAAAAAACUUUUCAUCUAAAAUUAUAACGUGCUUUGGUUUGGUUUUUGUGAGAUCUUUGGCUACCUAAACAGAAUUUGUUUUCAUGCUAGCCUUAUCCCACCACUAAUGCUCUUUUAAAUGAUUUCAUGUGUCUGAAAAUUAGCACUUUUAUCCACCAUCUUUUACCUUGACUUUUGCAUAGUUUUAAAGUAAUCGGGAUAAUAAUAUUGAAUGAAUUUGUUUCACUUACAAAAUAUGACAGUUUUUAAAUCUUUGCCUUAUUCAGCCUUCUCAGAAUUCUGCUUCUUACUGAUAUUAGAUGUGUAGCCAUUUGCUUGGUGGGCUAAUCCACAAGGCACACCCUCUAAAACUUAGCUUCACUAUGAGAUCUUCCAGAUAAAAGUUUUCUACCUCUUUUCUUAAUUCUUCUGAUGAUCAGGGAUGCUAAAUUAUAAUUUGUUAUGCAUUAUCUUACAUAAUGUGAAGAGACCUGAUGUUGUAAAGUUUUAUUAUCUUGGUCUCAUUUUUGAUUAAGUAUCUCACUUAGAAAACCAAUGGUAUGGGAAUUCCCUGGCGGUCCAGUGGUUAGGACUCCGUGCUUUCAUUACCAAGGGCACGAGUUCAAUCCUUGGUUGGGGAACUAAGGUCCCACAAGCCGCGUGGCGUGGCCAAAAAAAAAAACCCAAUGGUAUACUUUAAAGCACAUGUAUAUUUUAGCAUAUCUUCUUGGCAAAUGUUUCAAAAUUGAGAUUUACUUUUAGCACUUUCACUUGGUAGAGAUAGCCAUAUAAAAUUAAGGAAUAUGUAAACAAUUUAGGAGAAAUGUACCUUUAAGGAACAAUUCACAAAAUAUGCUUGAAAUCAUUAGAUGACAUUUCUUGAGUACCUUUUGUGUGAAUAGGUCUUUUAGGCAUUAUAAGUUAUUGUGGUCACUAUAGCUCAAAAGUGUUUAAUUUUCUAUUUAACUAAGCCUUAAAAAUAGCACUUGUGAGUUUGUGAAACUUAAUGUUUGGCGAUCAUAAUGUGUACAAGUGAAUAUGAUUGAAUAUCUCUUUGUACCUGUCAUCAGGUCUAAAAGGAUUUUGUAUCUUAUUUCCCCCAGAAAAUAUUAAAUUUAAAGCUGUAGGUUAAGAGUAUACCACUGGGUAUCACCCAUCAAAUUGAGCUUUAUGCAUCAUUAUUCAUAAACCUUGCCGUCCUUUCUUAAGUGUUUCAGGGGCCAAACUUGAUACUUGCUUACUGGAAUUUUAGAGAAGUCUAUUCAUGCAACAGAUAUUUAUUGAGUAAUUUAUAAUGUCAGGUAUAUAUUGAUGCUUCCCAGCAUAAAUUUCUGUUGCUUUAAAAUUGAGUAUCCUUUAUCUAUCAAUACAUUUGAUUUUUUUUUAAUUUUGUAUUGAAGUAUAGUUAAUUUACAAUGUUGUGUUAGUUUCAGGGGUACAGCAAAGUGAGAUAUAUAUAUAUAUAUAUAUAUAAUUUUUCAGUCAAUACAUUUGAUUUUAAUUUAACAAAUUUCCAAUUUAACAAAUGGAAAGAAAUAGAACCUGAUAUUUUAUAAAAUGAAACCUGUUAUUUUAAGUGGCUUUGUUUGCAUAUUUAAGCUUAUGCUUUUAUAACAAGUCAAAUAUUUAUUCAGGGGCUCUUAGUUUAUUCUGUUUUACCUGUUAAUUAGGUUGUGCAUUCUUCAGUUGGACACUGAUAGAUCGCUCUCAAUAAUGACUUUUUAAAUUAAUCAGCUGCUGAAAUUCAGCACUAGGACUUUUAAGUAAUGUUCUGUUCAUGGGGAAUUCAAGAUGAAGCACUAUUUGCAGAUCAUUUAAUUAUUGAGGAUUUAAAAACCUAAACUUGUGCUAAUUCUGAACUCAAGCUUGUAAGCCUCACAGAACUUAGAUGUUUUUAAUUGUACUUCUUAUACUCUUGAAAUUAGUUUAUUAAUGUCUGUAAAUUCUAAUCUUGAGAAUUUUGAAAUCUUGCAACAGGAUUAAAAGAAACUUUUUCUUAAAUUUGCUGUUGAGUAGAGUGAAACCCCUCUUCCUAUUCAUUCAGUUUUUGACUGCCAUACAAGAUUUUUUUUUUUUUAAUUAAAACGAGUAUAGUUUACAUUGGUAGCAGAAUGAAUGAAGAUUGUGCUUUCCCAUCCCCCACUCCUCCUUUCCCUUAUUCUUCUUUUUCUUACUCUUCUUUGGAUUUAAAGAUUAGAUGUAGGGCAAUGAAUGUACUUCUAGAUAGAGAGUGAUUUCAGAAGUUAAUAUCUCUGGGAAUUUUGUGAUGUGAUAGCCAUGUGAAGACAUCAGUAUGGUACAUCUUCUGUUAGUGGUUCAUGGUUGAUUUCUUAAUUGUUUCCCGUGAAUGGAUAAUGGGCACAGUCAAGUGAUACCCUUGAAAGGUUUGGGGGCUGGUCAGCUUGAGGCUGUUGGCAAAAACUAAUAUAGUCAUACCACUUGAUUAUUCCAUGAAGUUCAAGUCCCAGCAAAAUCAUAAUCAGGAAUGAAUUAACAUAUUAUUUAGCUGUACAUGCCCAUAAAUGCGCCUAACUUGCUUGUCUAGCUUAUUCUUUCUAUCUUGUGUAGGCAUUAAAACAUGAAUGUUGCAAGUUGCCCUAACUGAACAUAGUUUUCUAUGUCUUUUUUGAAAAAAUUGAAUAGGGAGUUUAGAAGAUUAGCAGCAGAGGGAUUUUUUUUUCUUUAUGUGUCAGGUGGCCUUCCUAAACUUCCAUAUAUUAAGAUUUUUAUGUUCUUUCAUGUAUUGAGAACACACAUUUGUUAUUAUUUGCAGCACUUUAAAAAUAUGAAAUAAAAGUUUACAUGUUAGCCCUCUCCGGGGACCUUGUCAAAGACAUUAAAAUAUAAUUCUGGAACUGCCAACUAUCAGUUCUUCUUAAUCAGCAGUUACCAUCAGUGAAUAGUGUAUCCAAUGGUACAACAUUCUGGUGUUUUGGUAACAGCAGAACUCCAUUUCAGUAACUAUUAGCAGCAUGCUCUGUGCCCUAGCAUUCAAAGUGUUACUUUUUUCUAUAAUGUGAUUGUUCUUUAUUCAUUGUACAAUGCAGUAUUCAUAUUUGUCCUUGUAGCACAAAGAUGACUACUACAACUUUGAAAAGAUUAGAUUCUUAAAACCCUUCAUUUGUUUCUAAGCAAAACGAUUUUGAGCUGAUUUUUGAGUCAAAGGCCUUAAAAGCAUCAUGUGUAAGCAACAUCAUUAAGUCUAAAGUGAAACACUUGAUUUGAAUAAGCUAGUUUAUUAACUAAAGAUGUUUUCUUACUAAGAGUUAUGGUAUUUCAGCACAUUUCAUCCAACUUAAAAGAUUAUAAAACUUCCCUAAUUGUGGAAAAGGGUUUGUUUGUUUUUUUUUCCUUCUCCAGAAAUUAGUUGGCAUUUUGUUUACAGUGCUUUGAGUAUUUGACUUAGAAGAAAUUAUUAUUAUUGCUUUAGGUCUUGGUUGAUAGAAUUUAGAGGAGAUUGGUAACCCUGCCGUGCUGUUUCAGAGUAAAGGGAGAAAGGGGCAAGAAGAUAAAGUGCCACAUAAACAGAAGAGAUCCUCAAAUGAAUGCAUUCCUAGUCUUGAAUUAUGCUUUUCAGAAAAUUUUUCAAGCAAUGCCUUUGCAUCACCUUAACCCUUCUCCCCCAUUUCUUGGCAUAGAAUGUAGCAAGGCCGUAAUGGAAAGGCUUGUCAGUACAGUAUAAAACCAUGACUACAAGGAUUUUGCUAUAAUGCUUUUUUUUUUUUUUUUUUCUUUGCGGUACGCGGGCCUCUCACUGUUGUGGCCUCUCCCAUUGCGGAGCACAGGCUCCAGACGUGCAGGCUCAGCGGCCAUGGCUCAUGGGCCCAGCUGCUCCAUGGCAUGUGGGAUCUUCCCAGACCGGGGCACAAACCCGUGUCCCCUGCAUCAGCAGGCGGACUCUCAUCCACUGCGUCAGCAGGGAAGCCCUAUAAUGCUUUUUUAUACUUGCUUUUAAAAAUACAAAUCUAUGUCUAAGAGUUUAGGGAUAGUGAAGAUAUGAUUUAGUUAUGUUGUAGGCAAACAGGUUAACCUAAGAAAGGUUUACAAUUCCUACUAAGAUUACAUGAGCGUGACUCUAUACUGGUAUAGGAUAUGUAGUUAGUUGUAGCCUGUAAGUUACUUAAAAGGACCAGGGCACCUAAUUCUUGUCAGUUUUCCAGUUCACCUUGGUGCCAUUCAUCACAUAAGCUGUUUACAGGAAAUAUAAUUUCCUUAGCAAAGAGUAACUUUUUUUCCUUUAAAAAAGUAUUAAGUUUAAAAUACAGAAUAAGUACAUAUAGUCUGUCAAAAGGAAUAGAGAAUGACAAUAGUCCUGUAUUUCCUGUAUUAAUGCAGUAGAGGUUGAAAUUCCUGAAGCAAGAAGAAACCCAUAAAACUGUCAAAUUUAGAGCUUUAAAAUAUGACUUGAAAAGUAUAGGGAAGGACAAACAACAAAGUUCUGUUUCACUUGGCAUAAGAAAAUAUUUUUUCUUAAUGAAGAUGGACAGUGCUUUCUUGUUUUAAAAAUAUUUUGUCUAUUUGCCAGCAUCUUUUCAAAGUUAACGCACUGCUGCUACUUGGGAGACGUCUACUUUCAUUUUGUACAACUCUUAUGUGAUUUUGCCAUUGUCAUUAAGAUGCAUUGAUUUUAUGAGGUGUAUAAUUUUAAAUACAUAAAUAUUGUAUGAAUUGACUUGUUUUGAAGGAAUA
Globicephala melas (long-finned pilot whale) is the source of this 6822-nucleotide messenger RNA. It is a transcript of the gene YOD1, whose product is annotated as YOD1 deubiquitinase. Gene Ontology annotation, molecular function: cysteine-type deubiquitinase activity. Gene Ontology annotation, cellular component: cytosol; nucleus. The record is from RefSeq and is a predicted model, not a curated record. Gene Ontology annotation, biological process: protein deubiquitination; endoplasmic reticulum unfolded protein response. NCBI's taxonomy places the organism in Eukaryota, Metazoa, Chordata, Mammalia, Artiodactyla, Delphinidae.